UUUUAAAUUUUCUCAUUUCAUUCGUUAUAAAAACUAGCUUUUAUUGCUGAAAAGUAAGAGAAUUAAAUGAAGUGAGAUAAAACAGGCGAAGGUGUAACACUGAAAUGUCCGAGCUCGGCGCGUGUCCCUGAAGUAGAUGAAAACUUGGUCAACAAGCCGCUCUCAGCCCGGGACUUCUUCCUCACUUUGGACCGCGGAUUAUCGCCUCAUCGCUGGACAACUCGUGCGGCCGGUGGAAGCAGAACCGAGAGAUGCCGCUUCUCCACAGGAAAGCCUUCAUCCGACAGAAACCUCCCGCGGACCUGCGCCCGGACGAGGAGGUGUUUCUCUGUAAAAUCACCCACGAAAUCUUCCGGACCUACGAUGACUUCUUUGAGAGGACCAUCCUCUGUAACAGUUUGGUGUGGAGCUGUGCUCUGACGGGACGAGCCGGCCUCACCUACCUGGAGGCGGUGGAGAGCGAGCGGCGGGCGAAGCAGAGCCUCCAGAGUUUCCCUCAGGCGCUGGUGGUGCCCCUGCUCCACCUCGCCGCCCAGAGCCAGCGCUGCCGGCUCACCGAGCUCUGCGAGGACGUCUACACCUUCGUCAAAGACAGAUUCUUCCCCGGGGAGACGGUGGACGUCACGGGACACAAUGGAGCCAGACACAUGUGUGAGAUCCUCCAGGUUCACUCGCCUCAUUCCAGCGCUAGCGGAGCUCCAGCCGCUAACGGCCACGCGAAGUCGGCCGACGGCGACGCCAUCGUCAUCAGCGACAGCGACGACGAGAGCAACGCCUUCCAGAGUCCCACAGCAAAGAUCAACGGCAAGAAGAAGAAGAAGCCUCUGAGUCCGUCCGUGUUUAAAUACACCGUGAGGAUGAUGAAGGACGGACACAACGAGCCCUUCACCGUCAAAUCGAAUCAGAUCAGCCGAAGGAAAACGACUCUGUCCAGAGAACGACUGAAGCUGCUCUUCAAGCAACACUGUGAGCCUCACAACGGGUUCAUCGCUCUCAAGCCCUCCACAGUGACCAAGUACAGACUCGGCGACCACAAGUUCUCUCAGUUCUUCCCCGAUGAGCCGCCCCUGUUCCCCUUCAGCCCCGGCUCUAAAGGUGGAGGCCGCGCAUCACCUGGACAGGCGAGUUCGUCUCUGCUGAAGGCGGCGGAGGAGAAACUGAAGCUGCUGCAGCAGAGAGACGAGAUGGUGGCGGCGAGUAAGGACAAGGCUCGGCUGAAAAGGGAGAAGGAGGAGGCGCAGGAGGCCAAGAGGAGGGAGAGGGAGGACAAGGAGAAGCUGAAGGAGGAGCAGAGGCGGCGGUUUGAGGAGGAGAAGCAGAGGAGGAGGGAGGAGAAGGAGAGCAGGAAGCUGGAGAAGGAGAGAGAACGAGAGAAGCUGAAGGAGGAGAAGAGGAAAUACGCAGAGCGGCUGAAGCUGUGGAACAAACCCAGAGAGGACAUGGAGUGUGAAGACCUGAAGGAGCUGCCCAGUCCGGUUCCGGUGAGAACCCGUCUCCCAGCUGAGCUCUUUGGAGAAGCUCUGAUGGUGCUGGAGUUCCUGCGGACGUUCGGCGAAGCGUUCGACCUGAAGGACGAGUUCCCUGAAGGCAUCUCUCUGGAGGUUCUGGAGGAGGCUCUGGUUGGUUCUGAUCCUGAAGGUCCUCUGUGCGAGCUGCUCUUCUUCUUCCUGUCGGCCAUUUUUCAGGCUCUGGACGAGGAGCAGGAGGAGGUGGCCAAAGACCAGGCUGAGGACCUGUCGGAGGCUCUGGACGACGACUCCGACGCCACGAGGUCGGCUCUGAGCGCCGUCGCCUCGCUGGCGGCCGCGUGGCCUCAGCUGCAUCAGGGCUGCAGCCUGAAGCAGCUGGACCUGGACAGCUGCACGCUGUCGGAGAUCCUGCGCCUGCACAUCCUGGCGUCCGGCGCCGACUGUAACCACGGCAACGCCAAGCUCCGCUACCAGAAGCAGGGCGGCUUCACCCUCAUGGACGACCCGUGCUUGGAGCUGCGAUUGGCCGAGCCGGCGCUUCUGAAGAAACUGUCGUCCACGUCGGUGUACGACCUCACGCCAGGCGAGAAGCUGAGGAUCCUUCACGCUCUGCUGGGGAAGCUGCUGACGCUGUCGUCCAGCAGAGAUCUGAUCGAAGACUGUGUGGAGGAGCAGAAAGCAGCCAGACAAGAACUGAGAGAGAUCAGGGCUGAACAACAUCGCCGGGAGAGAGAGGAGGCUGCACACAGAGUCCGUCUCCGUAAGGAGGAGAAGCUGCGGGAGCAGGAGCAGAGGAUGAAGGAGAGGGAGGAGAAACUGAAAGAACAGGAGGUGAAGGCGAGACUGCAAACCAACGGCGACGCUCCCACUGAGCAUCACACUGAGGAUGAGGAGGAGCCAAACUCUUCAUCCAAUAAUAAGAAGAUGAAGAAAGGAAAAGUCGACCACAAAGAAAAACAGCAGCAGCAGACGACCUCUGACCCCAAACCCUCGUCCUGCCCCCCCUCCAGCCUGAGUCCAGAGGAGCUGGAGAAAGAGCAGGAGAAGGUUCGUGAGCUGCAGGAGAGGAUCCAGAAGGCGGCCGCCUGCACCUGCCUCCUGCCUCUGGGCCGAGACCGUCUGUACCGCCGGUACUGGCUCCUCCCCUCGGCGUCCGCUCUGUUCGUGGAGGAGGACUGCUUCGGUCUGACCGAGGACAUGCUGCAGCCUCGGCCCAAACCGGCCCAGGAGGCCGCGACCAAGAUGGAGGAUCAGGACGUCAUCAAGGACGAGCCGGCCGAGGGAAGCGCCGGCACAAGCCCCGCCCCCGUGCACAGCUGUGGCCCGCCAGUCAAACGUCCCAACCAGUGGUCAUUCUACAGCUCGAUGGAGGAGGUGGAUCAGCUGAUCGAGGCCCUGAACCCUCGAGGACACAGAGAGAGCAGCCUGAAGGAGGCGCUGCAGCAGGAGAGAGAACGACUUCAACAGCUGCUGGAGAACUGCGACGACAACAAAUACAGACACCCAGAUGACCCAGAGUCGUCCCGAUCUGUCCCAGAAUGCACCUCUGCAGCUGAGACUCUGAUGGAGGUGAGACUGAGGGACCUGCUGCUGGACAUCGAGGACCGGAUCCACCAGGGAACUCUGGGAACUCUAAAGGUGAUGGACCGACAGGUGUGGCGCUCGGCGCUGGAAGCAGGAAACUACGAGUUCCUGGGCUCUGAGGGCAGAGAGAACUCGGGGAUGAACGGACGAGUGGAGGCCAUGGAGGUGGACUCUCCCCACCUGAGAGGCAGAGACAGGCUGCAGGAGCUGAAGUCCGACGGGUCGGCGCCGUGCGGGACCAGCGGCAGCGGGACUCCUCAGGUCGUCAGCAGCUCGGUGCGAAUCCUGGCUCAGGCCCUGAUCCACAUCGAGCAAGGCAUCGAGAGACGCUUCCUGAAAGCUCCGCUGGGUGAUGAUGACUCGAAGAAAGACCAGAAGACGAAGAAGAACAAGAAGAAGGAUGAAGACCAGGCCAGUGAUGACGGCAGCGACAGCGGCCGAGUCAUUAAGACGGUGUUGGAGAGAUGGAGGGAGUCUCUGCAGUCCUGCUCCAGCUUGUCCCAGGUGUUUGUCCACCUGUCCAGUCUGGAGCGGAGCAUCCUCUGGUCUCGGUCCGUCCUCAACGCUCGCUGCCGCAUCUGCAGACGCAAAGGAGACGCAGACAACAUGCUGCUGUGUGACAGCUGUGACCGGGGACACCACACCCACUGUCUCAGGCCCCGCCUUAAGUCGAUUCCAGAAGGCGACUGGUUCUGUCCAGACUGUCGACCCAAACAAAGGUCAAGUCGCGUCCCGUCCCGCCAGCGCUCCUCCAUCGAUGAGGAGGAGGAGGAAGAGGAGGAGGACGACGACGAGGAAGAGGAAGAAGAGGAGUCUGAGGAGGAGGAGUCUGAAGAAGAGGAGGAAUCAGAAGAGGAGGAGGAGGAAGAAGUCGUCGUGAGCACUAAGAAAAGCCAGGCUCCGCCUCCCAGAGGGAAGAGCCAACAGGCCACGCCCAAAUCUCAACAGGGCACAUCCAAAUCUCAACAGGCCACGCCCAAAUCCCAACAGGCCACGCCCAAGAACAGCACUUCUUCAUCAGGGAAAAACUCAUCAGCCUCCAAGUCCUCAGGGAAAAAGACCACGCCUCCGACGUCGAAGGCUAACGCGGCGUCCAGCGGUAAAGCCCCGCCCCGCGCCGGGACUCGGAACAGUGCCCGUCUGAGCCAAGAGAUCCUGGCGCCAAACAGCAACGGCAAAACCUCCUCAGGUCAGAGCGAGUCCCGCAAGAGGGCGGCAACAGACCCUGCCCCCCCUCCCAAACCAUCCAAACCUGUCCUCCCCCCGUCCUCCUCGUCCUCCUCGUCCUCCUCGUCCUCGUCCAGCCGUCGCUCCUCCGGGAGGAACCAGGGAGUCCACGAGCUGUCGGCCUGCGAGCAGCUGACGGUGGAGCUGGUGCGACAUGAGGACAGCUGGCCCUUCAUGAAGCUGGUGUCCAGGACUCAGGUUCCUGACUACUAUGACAUCAUCAAGAAGCCGAUCGCCCUCAGCACCGUCAGAGAGAAAGUCAACAACUGUGAAUAUCAGACGGCAGGUGAGUACAUCUCAGACGUGGAGCUCAUGUUCUCUAACUGUCUUCAGUAUAAUCCUCGUCACACUAACGAGGCCAAAGCCGGCCUCCGCCUGCAGCAGUUCUUCCACUCGGAGCUCGUUAGACUCGGCCUGUCGGAGCGCGGCUCCACCCCGCCUGCCAAGCGCACCCGACACUGAACCAAGCGCCCCCUCGUCUCCAUCCCGACACUGAACCAAGCGCCCCCUCGUCUCCAUCCCGACACUGAACCAAGCGUGAGAGGGGUGGGAUUUAGAAGCCAACAGACUCUUAGUGUCACUUCCUCCUUGACCUCUGACCCCCCAUCAACCAGUCACGGACCGCAGGGGUCACAGGUCAAAGCUCCGCCCCCUCUCCCCUGAUCUCCACCCUUUAAAUAAAAUCUCCCGGAGAAGAGUCGAGUCGAUAGAAACGUAGACUUCCUGCUGACGUCGAGGGCAUUUUUUCUGUCCCGUCUGAGAGGACGGACGUUGGACACAUUCCUGGUGCUGUAGGACAGUAGAGACAGUAGCGUCCCGGACAAAUUCUUCUCAUGUUUUUGUUUUAAAUCCAGAAACAAACAAAAAAAAAAAACCACUAAGGCUUUGCACUGGAGAUCAAACUCAGAUCAGGACAUUAAAAUUGCUCAGGGACAAAAAAAAAAAUUUGAAUAGAAAUAAUUUUGUUACAGUGCAGCUGAUUUUUACUGAAGCAGUCGAGGUUUGUAUGGAAGUCUGAGGAGGACAAAAUUAGUGAAGCGACAUUUAAUAAAUUAUUCAUAAUGUUUAAUUUAAAUAAUAUUGGGAAAAAAGCCAAACACAUUUGAGAGAAUUAAAUAAAUUUUUAAAAAGUAUAUAUUUUUUCUUACGUCAUUUAAAAGAUUAUUUCUUGUGCCUUCAGCUGAAUUUAUACAACAAAAACCACCUGUUGUCUCUGGACCAGGUCCCUGCAUAGUUAGCUUAGCAAGCUAACAUUUUUGUCGUUAAAAUGCUACAAAACUGGACUUUUGGAUUUAAUUUCCGAGUUCUCUCGAUUAACGGGUUAAAUUUUACUCUCAGAAAACAAACAAACAAACAAAAAAACAGAUGAAAUAAGGACUCGCGUUGAAAUAGAACAACCCAGAAAUCAAUUAUCCUGUCAAGAAAGUGAGUUAGUUUGUGCUAAUGCUGCUAGCGUAAACAUAGCAUGAACUGGUGACCUGUGUUUUGAUUCAAUUCCUGUUUUUUUUUUUUGGUUUUUUUUGACAGCAGAAUUUAAACCGUUCAUAAAAAAAAUUAUUUUUUUUAACAACAACAACAAAAAAAGUAGAUGAAACGACGAUAAAAACCUAAAUAAAAUGUUGGCAAGGAUUUUGUGUUUAUCCAGACAACAACAAAAAAAAAAUCUAAUGAAAUUUAUAUUUAAAAAGAAAAAAAUGUGCAGAAGCUGCUGAUGUAUUUUCAAAUAUCCAAAGAAAGUAUUAAUUUUUAAAUGUUAGCCGAUACAUUUUGUCUAUUUUAAUUUUGCCAUCCACAGACUUCCAUGUCUUCGCUGCUGCUCCUCCUCUUUCCGCCGCCAUGUGACGGAAACAGAAAAUUCAAAUGGUGCUUUUUUUUUGUCUUUAAAAUAAAACCGUAAAGAUCUCAGGACACAAAAUAAAACAGAUUUAAUGUGGAGCAGAAUCAUCUGUAAAGGGAACAGUUCGACAUCUGGAUCUGUUCCUUUAAGACCUCGCGCCUCAGAGGCCUCUGUGGAUUUGUAGUUUUUGUAUUUUGUUCUCAUUUCUUUUUGACUACUGCGACUUUUCCUGCUUUAGUUUUGUUUUGUUUGGUUUGUUGUUGCUUCCUGACGAAGAUGUGUUGACGUGGAUGGAGGUCGGCUGUAGACACUACCCUCCGUCCCGCUGUGUAUUUAUUUAGCUGAAGCCUCUGCGUUCUUUAUUUAUGACCGCUAGCCGCCGUCUUCCCUCCAGAUGUUCUCUCACCUGUUUGUUUGUUCUAAUGUAAAAAUAAAUUGACUUUUUAUAAGCA
Mugil cephalus (flathead mullet) is the source of this 6569-nucleotide messenger RNA. It is a transcript of the gene baz1a, whose product is annotated as bromodomain adjacent to zinc finger domain, 1A. The transcript is spliced from 30 exons. The record is from RefSeq and is a predicted model, not a curated record. Bases 252 to 4742 code for a protein of 1496 amino acids. Lineage: Eukaryota; Metazoa; Chordata; Actinopteri; Mugiliformes; Mugilidae. Gene Ontology annotation, molecular function: protein binding. Gene Ontology annotation, biological process: chromatin remodeling.